GAUCUGGAUAGUUGGUCUCUGACCAGUUCAAGCCCAGUUCGGCUUCCAGAGUGAUUAGCUGAAGUCUUCCCCAGUGCUCUGCUUUGAAUGUAAGUGAAGUCCAGCCUGUGUUGACCUGAAGCCCACAGGCGCUCAGCAUGUAAAGACCUGACCUCUGCUGUGGUGCAGCGUUUGAGCCCAUUUAAUGUGACUCUCUCUAAGAAGUUCUUCUGAGGUUUUCACCCAAAUGGCUGCCAGGUUUGGACAGAAGAAUGGUGGAGCGGGUCAGGACCACUUUGAAUCAUACCUGGAGAGGGAUCCCAACCCCUUGAAUGGCUGUUCUUUCAGCGCCUCCCGGUGGGCUGACAAAGAGAGACACAGAGACCGUGGAGACUCUCUCUGGGAACAGUUGAAGGAGAUGGAUGAGCAUGUGGCCCGGCUGCAGGGCGCACUGAGAACCGAGCGGGCCAAGACCUCCCACCUGCAGCUUCAGUCGGUCCAGCAGAAGGCGGAGCUGAGGCGCAGUGAACUGACCACCAGGCGGCUGAAGGAGAAGCUGUUCCAGCUGACCCACACACCCAGAGAGGAGGCUCCCUCCAUGGAGAUGCUGAACUUCCCAACUGAGAGCCGAAGAAGAGAAGUGAGCAAAGUCUUCAGGCCGACUGCAAAGGGAGAGGAGGCAGCGCUGCGAGGGAUGCUGGAGCGCAGAGAAGCAGAGCUGAGGGAGGCCAUGAAGCUGCGGCACAGCCUCGCCACCCUGCUGCACGCACUGCGAGCCGACAUGGAGCAGUUCCUGUCAGACAUGCGAGGUGAGACUGCAGACAAGAGCAUGGAUCAAACGGAGGUGGGGCUUGGAGAACAUGUGACUGGGGGAAUUGUUCAGGCUUGGAGGCGAGUGCAGAGCAAGCUCCAAGCUGUUGGUGGCACAGACCAUGACAAGCUUCUGGCUCAGCUGGAGGCUGAACUGAAAGAGACGCAGCAGCUGGUCAGGUCACAGCAGCAGCUGCUGCAGGAUCGCCUUACUUUCCCCCCACCUCCUGAGCUCCUGGAUUCUUACUUCUUGGAGGAGUGGGAGCGUCUACAGAUGAGCUUGGCAGAACUGCACCACCAGAGACAAACAUUUGAGCGAGAGCGCCAAACCUUCACCGACGCAGCUAUCCGGCUCAGCCAUGAGCGCCUUGAUUUUGAACAGCAGAAGGCUGAUCUAGUAAAGCAGCUGUAUCUGCGUGACUCUCCUCAGUUUGGGAAGGCGGAUCCCAGCAUUAGCAACAGGAGGCGCUCUCCUCUCCCUCGCUGCAGCCUGGACUCCUCCAACAUAUCUGGCUGCUUUCCCGUCACGCCCUCAACCAUGGAGUCAGGGUUUGCUGCUGUUUCUGGAUUAUGUGAGAGGGUCAGAGUUCAAACCCCGACCACCCCUGAGUUGUACUCUGCCCUCAACCUAUCCUACAGCCACAGGUCCAGAGAGGAUCAGCAGGCGAGGCGUGGGGGGAGCAGGACCGACCAAGCUUGCACACCAUGGGCCCCAUGUUUAGACUGCUCAUUUUAAUCUAGCACAUUCUAUCUUCUGUUCACCAUUUCUUUUAGAAUGUUUAAUAAAGAUGAUUUCUGUGAGUUU
This is a messenger RNA of Oryzias latipes (Japanese medaka), 1594 nucleotides long. RefSeq names its product afadin- and alpha-actinin-binding protein B. Gene Ontology annotation, cellular component: ciliary basal body; centriolar satellite. Gene Ontology annotation, biological process: intraciliary transport involved in cilium assembly. NCBI's taxonomy places the organism in Eukaryota, Metazoa, Chordata, Actinopteri, Beloniformes, Adrianichthyidae. The record is from RefSeq and is a predicted model, not a curated record.